GUAAGGUAUGAUGGGAGGAGGGCCAAGUAGGUAUAUAAGAUGGUGCCCAUCGCCUCCCGUCUUCACCAGCAUCCAUCUCUCCUCAAGGAACAGAAGAGCAACCAUCAUCUAACAACAAGAAUGUCUAAUAUUUUGAACACUGAGAAUGCCUCCACUCUGGAGAACGCCAUGCAGCUGAUGAUCCAGACGUUCCACAAGUACUCUGGGAAUGAGGGCGACAAAUAUACUCUCAGCAGGCAGGAACUCAAAGAGAUGCUAACGCAAGAGCUGGGCAACUACCUUGGGAAUGCACAGGAUAAGGAUGCGGUAGAUAAAGUCAUGGGAGAUCUGGAUUCAAACAACGACGGUGAGGUGGACUUCACAGAGUUCAUCAUCCUCGUGGGUGCCCUCACUGUCGCCUGCAACGACUUCUUCCUCGAGUAUCACGAAAAGGAAGGAAAGAAGGUUGAAAAGAAAGAGUAGAGCUGAAUUUUUCUGAACAAAAGCCAACAUGACCAGCGAAUGAUGACGAGGGGGAAAUGAGGGGAGAAGGGGAAUAUGUGUGUGUGUGUGUAUGAAUCUUCCUUACUGUUAAUUAAGAAGUUUCACACCAUCUCUGCAUUCAUGCAAUCCUGGGUACACAAAAUAUUCCACAUGUUUCCAACCCCUGAACCUAUUAGAAAUGAAAGCGUUAGGAAUGAGAUUGUGACAUGGUCUUUGUUGAAUAUGUGAAUAUGUGUUUCUUCCUUUCUUUUG
Messenger RNA from Labeo rohita (rohu), 735 nucleotides. It is a transcript of the gene s100t, whose product is annotated as S100 calcium binding protein T. The transcript has 3 exons. NCBI's taxonomy places the organism in Eukaryota, Metazoa, Chordata, Actinopteri, Cypriniformes, Cyprinidae. Bases 40 to 462 code for a protein of 140 amino acids. The record is from RefSeq and is a predicted model, not a curated record. Gene Ontology annotation, molecular function: calcium ion binding; transition metal ion binding.